AUGAGCUCAAUAUUGAACGAUUAUGCAUCGUUUAUGAAAACUUCAGAAUUUUCGAAAACGGCUCCGCAGCCUGAGAGAAUAAAAAGCGAUGUGAUUUAUUGUCGUAUAUGCUUGGGGUCCAGUGACUUUGAAGAACUGAUAAGCCCUUGCUUUUGUGCAGGAACAAUUGGCAUUGUUCAUCAACGGUGUUUGGAGAAGUGGUUAAACUUGUCUCGAUCCAGAGCCUGUGAAAUAUGCGGUUUUACUUUUGAAGUUUUAAAACAUUAUCCUCACUUUUGUAAGUGGUUAUGGAUGGGAGGGAAAGGAGAUGGAAUACACCGUCGCAGAUAUUUAUGGACAGAUUUAAUUUGCCUGCUAAUAAUGGUACCUUUGCUCACAUUGUGCGCAUGGUUGGCGAUUUCUUCGAAUCAGGAUGAAAAAAGUACUAGUUCAAAAAGGUUUCCAUGGCAGUCCUUUUUUCUUGGAUUAUUAUGCAGCCUUCUUCUUUUAGUAUUUAAUAUUUGGUUAAUGUUUUCUCUUCGAUAUCAUCAUCAGUCAUGGAGAAUUUGGCGUAAAGAACAGAGUUAUAUUGUUUUAUCAGAAACUGUUAAAAGAAAAAAGGUGACGAAUAUAAAAAUUGAUUCGCAAGAUCCAAAUCUAAUCAUCCAAAAUAAUAAACAAGAACAAAAUCAACAGUUUAAGCGACUAGAUAUGCCUGAGUCAAAUGAAACAAGUAUAAAACCAAACAAGACCAUAGAUGAUGCUGAACUAGCAAUUAAUACAAUACGGCAACAAUUUUUAAACACUGAAAACUAUUCUGGACCUAUAUGGAAUAUGAAGUCAGAAAUUUGUGAUGAAAUAAAUAAUACUGGAGGGAAUGAUACACCGAUGAUACAUAACAUGUUAAAAACAUUAUCAGAUGAAGAGGUAACGAUUAAGAAAGAUAAUUAUACUAAACAUGUGCAGACAGAACCAAUAUCAUUUAGAAGUUCUUUAUCUGUUUUUAUAGUACCGACAGAAUCCUGUGCAAAUGAUACGCUAAAUGAAGCAACAAACUAA
Schistosoma spindalis is the source of this 1038-nucleotide messenger RNA. NCBI's taxonomy places the organism in Eukaryota, Metazoa, Platyhelminthes, Trematoda, Strigeidida, Schistosomatidae. The record is from the annotation of a GenBank genome assembly.